AUGGUUGGAAAGGUGUCGGAGAGAGUCCUCCUACGGGAGGGCCUUGAACGAACCGACAAUGGCAUGAAGCUGACCACCUGGCCGGAUGUGACGCCCAUCAACCAAAAAAACUACUAUACAGAUUACAUGAAGCGAGAUGACCAGGUUCUCGCAUUACGACUCCAAAACGAUGCCACCCGCGACAAGCUCGUCCAGAGUGCGCGCGACCGCGAUCGAUAUCUGUCGAAGCCCGCUAAUGGCGAGGUUCCGCUCCCCAUUUCCAACCUGGCCGACGACGAAGACGGCGUUGCGACUCCCUCGGGCGCCACUGAUCCAUCGCGCAUCGUCGUCAUCCACCCCGGCAGCCAGAACCUGCGCAUCGGCUUCGCCAGCGACGCCCUGCCCAAGACCAUCCCAACCGCUCUCGCCACCAAGUUUGAGCGAACUGAAUCCGAAAUUUACGAGGCUCUGCCGCGACGCCAUUUCGAAGCCAAAACCCCCGAGCAGCAGUACGGCGAGGAGUGGUCCAAAAAGUACCAAAAAAUGUGCGCCGACCUCAAGGUUGAGAUGCGCCAAAACAAGCGCAAGGUGCUGCCCAACUCCAAGGAACUCGUGCAGACCUUUAACCGACGAACGGAGCCCGAAAUCAUCCAGCAGCACAACGACCCGCUGGAAGUGGCAUGGACCGACGUAAAGAAACUGAAAAAGACUGACUUUGAGGCCGAGUGCUUCAUUGGCCACGAAGCCCUGCGCGUUCCCGACGACUCGGAUCCCAAAUUCAAAAUAUGGUGGCCGCUUCAGCACGGAUGGUUGAACGAAGACGGGUACGCGAGCCAGGAGCACCUGUACGACGACUUUGAGACGCUACUCGACAAGGCACUUCGACAGGAACUCGGCCUGAGGACCAACAGCGAGUGGCAGCAGUACAGCUGUGUCUUCAUCAUCCCCGAUCUUUACGACAAGAAGUACGUCGAGCAAAUCUUGCACUCCUGCAUGACAUGGUUCGAGUUUAGCAAAGUCUGCUUUGUCCAGGAGAGCAUGGCGGCUACCUUUGGCGCUGGCUAUACACAAGCCUGCGUUGUCGAUGUCGGCGCUCAAAAGACAUCCAUCACCUGCGUGGAGGAUGGUCUCUGUAUAGAGGACUCGCGUGUCAAUCUCAAAUACGGCGGCUAUGAUAUGACUGAUACAUUCAUCAAGAUGAUGCUAUACGACAACUUCCCCUACCAGGAGAUUAACCUGCAAAAGCGAUCCGACUUUUUGCUGGCCGAGGAGCUCAAGAUCAAGCACUGCACCAUGUCGCAAGCAGAAAUCUCGGUGCAGCUAUACAACUUUCACGUCCGCGCUCCCAACGAGCCUACACGCAAAUACGCAUUCAAGACCUACGACGAAGUCAUCCUCUCGCCGAUGGGCGUCUUUGACCCAUCCAUUUUCGAUAACAGCACCAAGCUUCGCGGAAGACGCAAGCUGAUUGAGCGCUCGUACAACUCAUACGAGGUAGACAUGCCGGAUGACCCUGUCUCGGCCGCACAGCUCGCCAUUCUCACCCUUGUCCAACCGUCACUCGUCUCCAACGAACCCCAGUCUCAGGAAGUGUCCACGCCUAUGAAGGAGCGCCCGGGCUUUAGCUUCAAGAGCGAUGCCAACGGCACACCCAUGGCCUCGCACGCCGGCUCUCCCGCCCCCGAGGGUUCCGGCACGCCCGCGCCCUUCAUCUUUGGCGCCGGCAAGGACCUCAACGGCGGCAGCCCCGCACCCGGCGGCGGCGGCGGCGGCGGCGCUUCGCAGCCUCCUGCUGGCCUAUUUUCCGAGUCGCAGGAGCGCACCGCCGAGGACGUGGCCGCCGAGCGCGACGCCGUACUGCCCGUGGCCCCCCUCGACAUUGCCAUCCUCACCAGCAUCCAAAACGCCGCCAAGGGUGACGAGAAGAAGCUGCGCGACCUGCUCGGCAGUAUCAUGGUCAUUGGCGGCGGCGCCAAGAUUCCGCAAUUUACCGUCGUGCUCGAGGAGAAGCUCAAGGCGCGACGGCCCGACCUGACGGAGCGCAUCCUCGUCAGCCGCAGCGCAAAGGACAUGGACGAGCAGGUCGUCGCGUGGAAGGGCGCGAGCGUCUUUGCCAAGCUCCCAGCCAACGAUUCGUGGAUCACGCCGUUUGAGUUUGAGCGUCUGGGGCCGCGGACGCUGUACCACAAGGUGCUAUGGGCCUGGUGA
This is a messenger RNA of Beauveria bassiana ARSEF 2860, 2187 nucleotides long. RefSeq names its product Actin-like protein, ARP8 class. Gene Ontology annotation, biological process: double-strand break repair; regulation of DNA-templated transcription. The record is from RefSeq and is a predicted model, not a curated record. The transcript is spliced from 3 exons. NCBI's taxonomy places the organism in Eukaryota, Fungi, Ascomycota, Sordariomycetes, Hypocreales, Cordycipitaceae. Gene Ontology annotation, cellular component: Ino80 complex. Bases 1 to 2187 code for a protein of 728 amino acids.